This is a messenger RNA of Lytechinus pictus (painted urchin), 6571 nucleotides long. Its product is annotated as F-box/LRR-repeat protein 20-like. Gene Ontology annotation, biological process: SCF-dependent proteasomal ubiquitin-dependent protein catabolic process. NCBI's taxonomy places the organism in Eukaryota, Metazoa, Echinodermata, Echinoidea, Temnopleuroida, Toxopneustidae. The coding region runs from base 21 to 1265 and encodes 414 amino acids. Gene Ontology annotation, cellular component: SCF ubiquitin ligase complex. Gene Ontology annotation, molecular function: protein binding. The transcript has 13 exons. The record is from RefSeq and is a predicted model, not a curated record.
UUCGAACAGAUGAAGAGGCUAUGAUUAAUCAAAGGUUACCCAAAGAAGAUAUACUUAGGAUAUUUUCAUAUCUUGAUGUAGUCAGCCUGUGUAGAUGUGCACAAGUAUCAAAGUACUGGAAUCUCCUUGCCCUCGAUGGCAGCAACUGGCAGAAAGUGGAUUUAUUUAACUUCCAAACAGAUAUAGAGGGGCCAGUUGUGGAGCACAUAUCAAAGCGAUGUGGAGGCUUUCUCAAGAACCUUAGUUUACAUGGAUGCAAGAGUGUUACUGAUGAUGCCUUGAACACAUUUGCAGAUAACUGCAGGAAUAUAGAGGUACUGAAUUUAGAAGACUGUAAACGAAUUACAGAUCAUACAGCGCAGAGUCUAAGCAGAUUUAGCAAGAAACUUAGCCAGUUGAAUAUGGUAUCCUGUACAGCAAUCACAGACAAUGCGCUAAAGUAUCUCAGUGACGGUUGCCAUGUUCUAAGUCAUCUCAAUAUUUCAUGGUGUGACCAAAUUAGUGACAAUGGUAUUGAAGCUCUGGUCAGAGGUUGUUCUAACAUUAAGGUUCUAAUCCUCAAAGGAUGUCAUAUGAUAACCGAUGAGGGUAUCACACACAUAGGCAACCAUUGUAAUAAUCUAACCACACUAAAUGUCCAAGGUUGUGUACUGAUCAGUGAUGAUGGUAUGGUUGUAUUAGCCAAGGGCUGUAGAACGUUACAAUCUCUCUGUGUAUCCGGCUGUACUCAUCUUACAGACAACACUCUCAGUGCAUUUAGUCAAUACUGUCCUAAGAUCAAAACAUUAGAAGUGUCAGGUUGUUCACAAUUCACAGACAACGGUUUCCAAGCCCUAGCAAGAACAUGUUCCGAACUAGAAAGAAUGGAUCUAGAAGAAUGUGUUCUUAUUACAGACACUGCUUUAAGUUAUCUAGCUUUAGGAUGUCCCAUGCUGCAGAAGCUGACAUUAUCCCAUUGUGAGCUGAUCACGGAUGAGGGCAUUCGUCAUAUCGGUACUAGCGGCUGUUCUACGGAACACCUCCAGGUCAUUGAGCUGGACAACUGUCCCCUCAUCACAGACUCUUCACUAGAACACUUGAUGGGUUGCCAGGGGUUACAGCGGAUAGAGCUCUAUGAUUGUCAACUCAUCACAAGGGCUGGUAUCAGGAGACUGAGGACUCAGCUGCCCAACGUGAAGGUCCAUGCCUACUUCGCCCCUGUCACACCUCCUCCAUCGGUGGGCGGUGUCAGACCCCGGUACUGUAGAUGUUGCAUUAUAUUGUAGACUCCGGUACGGUGUGUCUGUUGAACAUUUUAACCAGUGCAGUCUGUCACUGAACGCUUGACCAGUGCGUAUCCUAGUCACCGAUUGCUUGACCGUUCCUCAGACUACAUUGAAUGUAGACUACAGGACUGUCUGUUUGUUAAGCAUUUAACCAGUGCAGUCUGUCACUGAACGUUUGACCAGUGCAUAUCCUAGCCACUGAUUGCUCGACCGGUCCUCACUCACAUGGGAUGGAACAUGAACAGUGCAUGAACCAUGGAGAGAGAGAAGCAAUACUGCCCUCACAAGGUUUUGAUGGGUCAGCCAUACUGAAAUGGAAGCUGUGAAGACUCUUUAGUGAAGGAUCGGAUAUAGACCAAGAUGACAGUCCCACUGAUUGGUACUGUACAACCAAGCACAACUACAAUUGGUACAUCCUAAUUGGAUCGCAACCCAGUGACAGUGAUAGAAAGGGAGAGUCUUGCUUUUUCCAAGAGAUCUUCUAGAUGCCUUUGGCCGCUUCAUCCAUUCACCAGAAGCCUGGUUACAGAAUGGCAUCAACAGUUAAUAUCUAUUGCAGUUCUUGUUCUGUUGUACCCAUUAAUAUAGCUUGUACCGUUGAUUGUCUUAUGGGGAAUGGGUCAUCUAUUAUGCUUUAAUGUUGACAACAUUAAUGGCACUUUUGGUAUCACUUGAGAUUAUUUAUAAAUGUUUGAAGGCCAGUUAUGACAUACGACUGAAUUGAGCGUUAAACCUGUCAUACAUACAUCCACAUCUGCCCUUUCACUACACCUGUACAUAUUACACACAUUGAUCAUUGAUAAUCAUCAAAGCCCUUCGUGUGUAUUCAUUGACAUCUCAGUACUGUCUAUAAGGCAACUUCACAUACCAAAUAUGAUAUUAUAAACACUUCAAUAUAGCAUAUUGUUUGCACAACAAAUGUUACACCAUAACUUUUCUCACAUGUUCAUAAAAGGCACCAUCUUGACCCGGUAGAGAGAGUCCAAACUGAUAUAUUCACAUUGCAUUCAGGAAUUUCUUGCAGAGGGCUGUUGAAAUGUAAUGAAGUGUAAUGAUUUAGCAUUUCAUACACAUCCUAUGGAUUUAAAGAAAUAUUAUCAGUUAUGGAGAACCAGAACUUUCAGUAAUGAUCAUACUUGCAGUAAUGAUCAUACUUAUAAUGAUUAUACUUUUCAUCUAUAAAGUACUUAUAAAAGUGUGAUGUCAUUUCAUAUAAGCAGUUUUGUCAACAAACAAUGAAAACAUGGAAACAAUUCAAAACUUGGAAAACUUAAAUUAAUGGAAGGGUUAUAGAAACAAAGUCCAAAAAGGCCAGGUAACAGACUGGUACUUAACUAGGAUUAAAAAAUUGUCCUCCUGGGGCCCAUUUCAGACAGAGUUACAACUGUUGUAACUUUGCCAUUAUGACAACUACCAUGGUAACCUUGAUUUUGAUUGGCUUUGGCUCCUGAGCCCUGUUGCCAUGGUAGUUGCCAUAAGGGCAAAGUUACAACAGUUGUAACCCUUUAUGAAACGGGCCCCAGAAUCUAGACUCUGUUCCAUUUUUUAAAAACAUUUUCAAACAUAUUUAAUAACCAAUUUUUCUUUUCUUUUUUUAUAAAGAAUGACUGUGAGUGGGUAUCAAGAGAAAAAGAGUAAUAUUUUGUCAAUUAGGGCUAUGUUUCCUUUUUUCAUGCCAAAUCAUAGUUUGUAUUAACCCAGUAGUAAUUGAAUGGGACACUUCGUGGUAGAAUGAGGAUAAUAAUACGUAUGUCUUGGAAUGGACGCAAAUCAUGAAAUCGUGAAAUAGACGAUAAUCAUGUUACACUACUAGUAAUUAGGUCUGUAUUGUUGAUGGACAUUUAAUUACUGAAUUUUACAUUCAUUUCAUAUUUGAUGUAUGUUGUUUUAUCACUGCAAUAAUUCUCAGUUUGAUAAUAUUCUUGUACGUUUGGGGCACAUAGUUUAUCCUAAAGCUGUAGCCAUACACCUUACUAAUACGUGUACCGGUCGGUAUGUUGGCAUUGCACAUCAUGUAAUAUGCACUUUUUUUUAUAAAGCUCACCACAUGUGUAUGAAGAGUAUCUUGACAGCUUUGGCAUUGUAAAAAAAAAGCAGGCACUUUCAUCAAGGAUCCAGAAUAUCUUCAAGAAAAAAAUUCUGAUUGUUUGUUCUUCUGUAGUAAUCGAUAGUUGGAGGAGAUAUUCUUAUCGGUCAAAACCCUGAAUUGCAGAGAUCAAGAGUAUCUUCUUCAUGGAUUUGAAGAGAAAAAUUUAAAAUUUUGGUUUCUGGUGGGCUUAAUUUGUGGAUUUUCAUUAGGAGCGAUUGUUGCAAGAGCAAAGGUCAUGGAACUGGUAGGAUAUCUUAAAUAGCAGGUUUAUAUUCUAAUUGGGUGGGUGUAAAUGUUUUGUCAAAAUCAACUAUGUGUGCAAAUGAUGAGCAGCCUCCAUCUUUCAUAUUGUUAAUACCUUAAAUUCUGGGACUGUUUUAUUGAAAAAACGAGUAUGGUAAUCAAUAUGAAGCUGCUGAGCCGUGUUACCAUGGUAGUUACCAUAAUAAUCACAAGCCUUUUAUGAAGAGAAAAUACUGAAAGUACCGUUAUUGAAACAGAGAACAAUUUGAUGUCAGAUCUGGAAUGUUCUUCAGAUCAUCAGCCUUUUAUGAAAUGAAGUUCUUGGUCCCGUAACACAAAGGUUAGAGAUUAAUCGUAUGCUUGAUUUUUAUGAUUGAUUGUACAUUGUAGUCAAUGGAAUCAAUCAUAGAAAAAUGUUCUAUGAUCAUUGCUAAUCUUUGUGUCACGGGCCCCUUGUUUGAUAAACAAAUAUAGAGAUGUGUGAGGCAUUGCCAACGUAAUUCAAUUCUUUAAAGUGUUAAAACUAAGUUGUUAGGUCAUAAAAUAUAGAUGAAUUUUCCUAAGUCAGGUCUGUUUGGACCACAAGAGCCUGUUUGACUUUGGUGAAAUAUGACUCAGAAGAUGCAAAUAACAAAUAUUAUGUCAGUUUUUCUGCUUGGUCCUGUCCGAAAAAUUGCUUGGACUGUGGCAAUUUCACUUGUGGACGGUUGACUUUUGCAGACUUCACUGUAUUUUAGUGGAUAAUGCAAUCGUAAAUGAAAAGAUUGUGAAAACUGAUUGAUGUGAUGUGAAUGUGCCAUGGAUGAUAUUGAAGCAAAGACUUUGUCAAAACUCUGAUACAUGUAGAGAAUGCUGUUCAUAUCAGCUUAGACAAUUAAUAAUAAUAAAUAAUAUAGGAUUUAUAUAGCGCAUGUAUCCACCUUCUUAGGUGCUCAAGGUGAAUAGAUAUGAACUGCGAUUUAUAUUCUGUAGCGAUAGCAGUUGACCCCUUGAAAACAAACAGGAGGAUUUCCAACAACUGACCUUUUGUUAGCUAUCACUUCAUUUUCUUGUCCAUUUGUGUAUUUCUGCAAUCAACUACUUGUAUAUAUUAUUCCAAAGCUAAUUUAUAUUACAUGAAGGUGUAUGGAGAAAAAGGAACUUAGAUAGGUAUUUAAUAUGAAGAUGUAAUGAUAAUGGUGAUGAUGAUGAUGAUAAUGAUGAUAGUGAUGAUGAUGAUGCUGAUGUUGGUGGUGAUGAUGAUGUGAUGAUGAUGCUGAUGAUGGUGGUGGUGAUGAUUUAGAUACUUUUUAAAGAUUAAGUACAUGUAUGUACUAGUACUACAUCUGUUAUCAUGUUUUUCAACAAAAAGCUGUAAUUACAUUGUGAAAGGCGUAUAACAUUUCUUUUAUUACUAAGUCACGGAUAGCUAUAUCCUAAAAUUGAGACAGAAUCAGAAAGAUUGUUGGAUGUGACUGGCCGCUUUGUUGGGUGGUGAUUCAUUGUAUGGUGUCUAGAAUUUUGAAAGAAGUCUUUGGGCAAAAACUAGCUGUAGUUUUAUAUUGAUGUGAGCACAGAUGUAAAAUACUCACCUUUCAGUGAACUCUUAUGCAUUUUAUUUUAGUUUAAACACUUAUCUUGAUGGUGUAGAUUCCCCUUGUCCAUCAUAACCUUGCUUGAUAGUUUUUAUCAAAAUAUUCCAUGGAUCCUUUGCAGAUCUGCACAUGGUUGGAAUACUCCACAGGAAGCGGAGAGUGUGUAUUCUCACUGUACAUCACAACAUUUGUUGGUACUUUUUAUCAAGAGUUUCCAUAGAUCUACAGAUCUGUGCAUGGUUGGUAUACUCCACAUGAAGUGCGGAGUGUCCACUGUUAUGUGGUAAUUGAAUCCAAUUACUUGGAUAAAUGGGAUUGAAAAGGAAGGUUUAAGCCUAUCUUUAGUUUUGAUAAAUCCAUCCAAGAGUUUGUAUCACUAUUCCACUUCAUUUCUUGAUUAUAUAAAGCAUGUGCCCCAAAAUAUUUUGUAUUUACUGAUUUAGAUCAGAUUUCAAUUCCAUCGGUACUCAAUGAAAAUAGGAUAUCUGCUUUUUUUUGUGUGUUUAUAUAAAACACCUUCUCAAGCAUGGAAUGGACUGAAGAUUUUAUGAUGUAAGCGUUGUCAGUAGCUUUCUAUUAUCAAAUUACCAAAUAUGUCAAAUAUGUGCUCAAAUUACCAUUUUGAAUAAAAAUAAAAACAUUUACGAGAUGAGAGAGGGUGCUAGAUUAAAACUGAUAUCCUAACCGGAAAGACUGCCAGAGUUAGGUUCUAAUUAAUAGGUAUAGAGUACAUUUAGUGACUAGUCUGACUACCAUGCUUUUGUAAUAUUGUAAUGUUCAAUGACACUCUAUUAUAGUUCACAUUACUGACCCUUUAACCAAAGCUAAGGACAGGCUUUAAUGUGCUAAUGGUAUUUGAGAACAAUGGACCGUGUAUAUUACCUGGUGGGUGUUUCAUAAAGCUGUUCGUAAGAUACAAAUGACUUUACGCACGACUGGUGAUUCUUUCUUGUGCUAAAUGGCAUAUUCAUUGGCGAUGGUUAAGCACGUAAGAAAGGUUCACCAGUCGUGCGUAAAGUUGCUCUUAACUUACGAGCAGCUUGAUGAAAUGGCCCCCUGGUACCAAGUGUCAGCCUUGACAAUGUAAUUAACACCUCAUAUGAAGUAAUAUACAUAAUGUGGAAGUGAUUUCUUAAAAUGAAUGGAUUUCAGGAUGUAUAAUGACCAUAUUUUCCGGUUGCUGUAUGAGGUGGUAUGAAAAAAAAAAAAACACCAAGCUAGAAGUUAUUGUUUGUAGGUUUCUCUUCAUAGACUGCAGGCAUGAUCAUUGACAAGCACAUAUAUAUAUCAUAUGUACCAUGCAUACCAUGUCUUGGUGCCUUAUAUACACUAUCAAAUUUGCAUUUGCUUCUUCAUAAUUAUGUUGGAUGAAACAUGGUCAAAUCAACUGUAGCAUGGAA